UGCAGUCUGGCAGGAGAGUGUGUAGGAAUAGAGGUUGUGGUGUUGCGGUAGCGUUGCUUUGCUGUCAGGCGGGACUUGCAGGGAUAGUGGGAGCAUUGCUUUGCUGUCAGGAGCGACAGCAUUAACAGGGUUGCUUUAAUCAGACGCGGCUGGUUCUACCACGUCCAGAUAUCGAAUUGUUUGUCUCUAUGUUGAGUUUGCAGUUUUAAGACUUUAGAUAUUACUGUGACUAAUACAAAUAAUGGAAUGUCAGCUGUAUCUCGGAAGCUGAGAAUCCUGCUUGUAGCAUCCUCAACACUGUUGUUAUUGAGCUGAAGAAAAACAUAAUAAUAACAAUACCUUUGCAUUGACCUUGGAGCUAAAAACAUAACAUUGUUAUUGAUCUAAAACAUUCGGAUUUACUGUACACCAGCUCAUCCUUUCAAAUGCAAAAGUAUGAACUAAGUUAUUCAUGUAGUGAAGAACCUUUGUCAGUAUCGUUUUUGUGUGUAUAAAUUAAAUGAUAGAAGAUACAAUGACUUUGUUGUCUCUCUUGGGUCGGAUCAUGCGUUAUUUCUUACUGAGACCAGAGACCUUGUUCCUGCUAUGCAUUAGCCUGGCCCUUUGGAGCUACUUCUUCCACACGGAUGAAGUGAAGACGAUUGUCAAGUCGAGCAGGGAUGCCGUGAAAAUGGUUAAAGGAAAGGUAGCGGAGAUUAUGCAGAAUGACAGACUGGGUGGUCUUGAUGUCCUGGAGGCUGAGUUCUCGAAAACCUGGGAAUUCAAAAGCCAAAAUGUGGCCGUGUAUUCGAUACAAGGCAGGAGGGAUCACAUGGAAGACCGCUUUCGAGUCAUCACUGAUUUGGUCAACAAGACUCACCCGUCCAUAUUCGGAAUAUUUGACGGCCACGGAGGAGAGUCUGCAGCUGAAUAUGUGAAGACGCACCUGCCUGAGGUUCUGAAGCAACAGCUGCUGAACUACGAGAAGGAUAAAGAGAAUAGUGCGCUGUCUUACCAGAGUAUCCUAGAACAACACAUCCUUUCAAUCGACAAAGAAAUGCUAGAUAAACUGUCUGCCUCCUAUGAUGAAGCAGGUACCACCUGCCUGGUUGCGUUGUUAUCAGAUAAAGAACUGACAGUGGCAAAUGUUGGGGAUUCACGAGGAGUGCUGUGUGACAAAGAUGGAAAUGCCGUCGCUUUAUCACACGAUCAUAAGCCCUAUCAACUGAAAGAAAGAAAAAGAAUCAAGAGAGCGGGGGGAUUUAUCAGCUUCAACGGCUCCUGGAGGGUUCAGGGCAUCCUCGCAAUGUCUCGGUCCCUGGGUGACUACCCCCUGAAGAACCUGAACGUCAUCAUCCCGGACCCAGAUAUUCUGACAUUUGACCUUGACAAGCUGCAGCCCGAGUUUAUGAUCCUGGCUUCCGACGGACUGUGGGAUGCUUUCAGCAAUGAAGAGGCAGUGCGCUUUAUCAAAGAGAGAUUGGAUGAGCCACAUUUUGGGGCCAAAAGCAUUGUAUUGCAGUCGUUCUACAGGGGAUGCCCUGAUAAUAUAACUGUCAUGGUUGUAAAAUUCAGAAACAGCAGCAAAACAGGAGACCAGUGAAAAUAUAUAUAUAUUUUUCACCCACUUGAGUUUUAAAGCAAGAACUAUGUUUGUAACAUUAUUUGCAAAGUAUUUUAGUGUUAUCUUAAUUAUUAGUAUGAUAAA
This is a messenger RNA of Polyodon spathula (Mississippi paddlefish), 1687 nucleotides long. Its product is annotated as protein phosphatase 1L-like. The record is from RefSeq and is a predicted model, not a curated record. Gene Ontology annotation, biological process: protein dephosphorylation. The transcript has 4 exons. Gene Ontology annotation, molecular function: cation binding; protein serine/threonine phosphatase activity. The coding region runs from base 500 to 1582 and encodes 360 amino acids. NCBI's taxonomy places the organism in Eukaryota, Metazoa, Chordata, Actinopteri, Acipenseriformes, Polyodontidae.